AUGCUGCUGCUGAGCGUGGGCGCAGGCGGUUCUGGGUAGAGCCGGGUCGCGAGACUGUGCCGCGCGCGCCUCUCGGCCUCCAGCGCAAGCUUAGUCCCACGCGCUUCCCAGCCCCCGCCGCGCCCCUCGAAGGAGUCGCGGUCGCCGGAGCCACCCGGGAAGUCCGAGAAGCUGCUCGCACCUCGGCCUCCAGCGCAAGCUUAGUCCCACGAGCUUCCCAGCCCCCGCCGCGGCCCUCCGAGGAGUCGCCGUCGCCGGAGCCACCCGGGAAGAAGUCAGAGAAGCUGCGCGCGCACCUCGGCCUCCAGCGCAAGCUUAGUCCCACGCGCUUCCCAGCCCCCGCCGCGGCCCUCAGAGGAGUCGCGGUCGCCGGAGCCUCCCGGGAAGUCAGAGAAGCCGCGCGGCCGUCGUAACCGCCAUGCCGAAGAAUAAAGGCAAAGGAGGUAAAAAUAGACGCAGGGGGAAGAAUGAGAACGAAUCUGAAAAAAGAGAACUGGUGUUCAAAGAGGAUGGGCAAGAAUAUGCCCAGGUAAUCAAGAUGUUGGGAAAUGGACGAUUAGAAGCGAUGUGUUUUGAUGGUGUGAAGAGAUUGUGUCACAUCAGAGGGAAACUGAGAAAAAAGGUUUGGAUAAAUACCUCAGACAUCAUAUUGGUUGGUCUCCGAGACUACCAGGAUAACAAAGCUGAUGUGAUUCUAAAAUACAAUGCAGAUGAAGCAAGAAGUCUAAAAGCAUAUGGCGAGCUUCCUGAGCAUGCUAAGAUCAAUGAAACUGAUACAUUUGGUCCUGGAGAUGACGAUGAAAUUCAGUUUGAUGACAUCGGGGAUGAUGAUGAAGACAUCGAUGAUAUCUAAAUUGAACCCAACAUUCUACAUUCCAGUUUUUCAGAAGAUUGUCCUACAGUAUGGAUUUUGGCCAUAACCCACCCUCCAAGAAGAAGUUUUCAUUAGCAUGACUGUAAUUUAUUAAGGCAGUUUGAUUUCGUUCUAAGGUAUCUGUUUCUGUAAAAACUGUUAAAUGUUAAGCCCACUUCAUUCUUUUGCUGUAAUGGAGCUCACGGGUAGACCACAUGUAUUUCAAAAAUAGUGCAUUACUGCCUUUCCUGCUCUGACCACUCCCAGUUAAGUAAAUGGGUGUUUUGAAUUAAAAAAAAAGGUGAAUGUAAUGACCUCAGAAUUGGGUUGACGCUUUGUAAGUCAUGCAGAUGCUAAAAUGGCCUCCAUUUUAGUUUUGGUAAAGGAAGCUUGUGGAGUUUUUUCCCUUCCCACUCAAAGAUACAGGGCUCUUUAAAGGUUGGAAUGAGUAUGUAAGAAAGGUGGGACUUUCUGUUCUGACACAGGAAAUGGAAAAUCUCUGCCUGAAGAAUGGAGGGAAAAUGUAACCAAGAAAAACAAAAGAAUGUUCAAGGUGAGGGUGGAAGCAGAGGGCAUGAAGGGCUUGGUGAUAAAGACAGAAGGACAAAAGUUAAUUAAAACAGCUCUGCCCUCCCUUCAGUCACCCCAGAGGCUGAGACUGUAUCUGGGGAGCACUUCAGGGCCUGUGUUGAGUUCCAGCUCAGCUUAAUAAAAGACAUGAGUCAGUCUGGGAAGGGAACUGAGCAGCUACAAUAGGUGUAAUUACAAAGGAAAUGUUAGACACAGCACAGAUUCGGAGGAGUAUGAUUGGCAGUGAUAUUUAAUAAUUGACUUGGACUCAUUAAAAAAGAGAAGGAAAAGGGAUUCUUGAAGGCACUGCUUUAGACUGAGCCAGGAAUUAGUAUUUUCCACAAUGCCAAAUCUCACUAAACUUUUCUAUACAAGGGUUUGGGUUUUCCUCUGAAGCUAUUGGUCAGGCGCCUCAGUACUCUGAUGUCAGGAAGGCAUCUCACAGACUAACGCCCGGACACAGCUGCUUUUGUUUGGAUGAGUGUCCUCCAAAAAGCCUGUGUAUUAAAGGCUCAGCCCUUGGCACUAUGGUGGGGGGUGCUUUAAGAGGUAGGGCCUUGCUGGGCAUGGUGGUGCACCCCUAUAAUCCCAGCACUUGGCAGGCUGAGGCAGGAAGACUGCUGUGAGUUUAAGCUCAGCCUGAGCUAGAGAAACCUUGUCCAAAAAAAAAAAAAAAGGGCCAGGGAUUUAGCUCUGUGGUUUUGCCACCUGCCUCGCAAGCCCAAAGACCUGAGUUCGAUCUCUGGAACCAAAAAAAAAAGGGGGGGGGGCCUAGCGGGAGGAAGUUAGGUCAUUGGGGAUGUCCCCUUGAAAGAGAUUCUGGGACUCUGGCUUCUCCUUUUUUGUUGUCUGCUUCCUGGUCACCAUGAGGUAUGCAGCUUUGCUCUGCUGGAUGCCCCCCAAUUUGAUGUAUUGCUUCAUCACAGGAUCAAGGGGGAAGGAAGCCACCCAACCAGGUUCUGAAAUCAUGAGCCAAAAUAAAGUAUUCCCCUUUUUAGUUGA
Molecule: messenger RNA, 2425 nt
Organism: Heterocephalus glaber (naked mole-rat)
Lineage: Eukaryota; Metazoa; Chordata; Mammalia; Rodentia; Bathyergidae
Product: eukaryotic translation initiation factor 1A, X-chromosomal
Biological process (GO): translational initiation
Molecular function (GO): RNA binding; translation initiation factor activity
Source: RefSeq, a predicted model, not a curated record